AAAUAUAAAGCAUUCUUAAAAAUACAAAAUGAAUCUUGAUGAUCAAAUGGAAAGAUGUGAUGUAGAUUAUUGUAAAAGAAGAGAUUUCUUACCAUUUAAAUGUACUUUAUGUAAUCAAAAAUUCUGUCUUGAACAUAAGGAAUUAAAAUAGCAUGAAUGUCCAUUUCAAUAUCAAGAAAGAAAAGCUCUUUAAUGCAAGCAGUGUAAUUAAGUAAUUAAUUACCUUUCAUCAUAAUUUGAAAUUGAUGUUCUAAAGCAACAUGUUUGUUAAAAAAUUAAUGUUCAAAAAUCUAAAUGCCCCAAAUGCAAAAUUUUAUUAAAUGAUCUUAAUAAAUUUUAUUGUACUUCAUGUAAAAGAAAUGUAUGUUUAAAACAUAGAAUGCAAGAUGAACAUGAAUGUGAUAAAUUCAGCAAAUUUAAUUACUGUGCCAUAAUGUGAUUUUGUUUGUAUUUUAUUUAAGAUAAACUG
This is a messenger RNA of Paramecium sonneborni, 469 nucleotides long. NCBI's taxonomy places the organism in Eukaryota, Ciliophora, Oligohymenophorea, Peniculida, Parameciidae. The record is from the annotation of a GenBank genome assembly.